Molecule: messenger RNA, 2442 nt
Organism: Gasterosteus aculeatus aculeatus (three-spined stickleback)
Lineage: Eukaryota; Metazoa; Chordata; Actinopteri; Perciformes; Gasterosteidae
Gene: msto1
Product: misato mitochondrial distribution and morphology regulator 1
Biological process (GO): mitochondrion organization
Cellular component (GO): cytoplasm; mitochondrion
Source: RefSeq, a predicted model, not a curated record
CUGCACAACUUUGUGUUUGGUUGUUGCUGUUCGGUGUUGCCAUCUCCAAACCAUGUCCCAAACAUGUCAAUGAAGUUCCAAUUUGAAGAAGAUCGUAAUAGUUUUCCUAUUCACCAAGAUGAGUAACGUUUGUAGAGAGGUCGUCACUCUUCAGUUGGGGCAUUAUUCCAACUUUGUUGGAACUCACUGGUGGAAUUUACAGGAUGCUUCUUUAUCAUACGACCCAGAGACGCCACCGAGUGAGAUCCAGAGCGAUGUCCUGUUUCGUGAAGGACAGACUCCGGGUGGACAUGUCACCCACACGCCGCGCCUCAUCGCCAUGGAUCUCAAAGGAAGUCUGCGGACUCUACGGCAGGAGGGAAAUCUAUAUGACGCCGGCACAGACACCUCCGCUGCCACAUGGGAGGGAAGCCUCAUGAUGCACAAAGAAAGUCCACCUCAGAAGAACUCCUUCCUGGAAGAUCUGGACAGGAUGGAUAAAGGAGAGAUCCUUGCUCAAGAUGAUUUUUAUUCCAGUCCCCGGCCUCACUGUUCAGCAGGCGCAGUGAGUGUGGACACUGUGAACAGCCAGCUGGCUCGUGUCCAAAAAGGCUACCGGCUGGAGGGCAGCGUGAAGGUGUGGUCCGACUUCCUCAGGAUCCACCUGCACCCUCGAUCCGUCUCCGUCAUCCACCAGUACAACCAUGACGGCGAGGCUCACCGUCUGGAGACUUUUGGUCAGGGAGAAGGUCUCUUGCAGGGGCCGCUGCUGGAGCAGCUAGAGGACAAACUGCACUUCUUUGUAGAGGAGUGUGAUUACCUUCAGGGUUUCCAGGUGUUCUGUGACCUGGCCGAUGGCUUUGCCGGCCUGGGGUCAAAGGUCACGGAGAUGCUGCAGGACUCCUAUGGCGGGAGGGGCAUCCUGACUUGGGGGUUGGCGCCUGUCAGCCACCCGGACACGACGCCGAUGAAGGAGCUCUACCACGUGUUGAACUGCGCGUUGGGGACGGUCAACAUGGCCGCCAACAGCUCCUUCUUCUGCCCGCUGACGCUGCGGGGUGGACUGGGGAGACGGCCCUCAUCGCCCGUCGCUUUCCCCCACCUAAAUUAUGAUCCCUCUCUGUGGUAUCACUCCAGCUCCGUGCUGGCUCUGGCCCUCGAUGCCCUCACCCUGCCUUACAGGCUGAAGGACGGCGCCCCCAUGUGGCAGAUGGCGGACACGCUGGCCGUGUCCGGCAGAAAGGUGGUGGCCGCUUACGGCGCCGUGCCCUUUCCCAUGAUGCACGGCGCCGCUCUCCCCGACGCCCUCAGCGCCUGCGCGGACGCGUUGCCCUGGAAGCCUCUCUCGGCUUGCCCUGAACCCGGCGACGGCCGUUGCUACGGCCAGUUGGUGACACUCAGAGGCUUCGAGGGGCAGAGACUCACCAGCUCUCUGGCUCCAGGGACCCAGCCAGCCACUCCUCUGCACGACCUUCACAGAGGCGAGGACGUCCUGGAGUCCUACGUCAGGUCCUUCUACCCCAGGUCCCCCCUGGCGCUGCAGCUGGUAUCUACACCCAGUGCGCUGACGCCGCCGUUCCCACAGAUAUUCAGUCACUUCCUUGGUCCUCGGGGCUUCCUGCAGAGCCAGCCUCUUCCUCCUGGCAGCCGGGCGGUCUCCCUGGCGCCCGUCAUGACGUCCCUCCAGUCGGGUCCCGCUGUCGGCUCGUGGCUGUCCCAGCUGCACAGCGGCGCCGGCGCUCUGGACAUCCGCCGCUCGGCCCCCAGCUUCCUCUCGCAGGGGCCUGAAAUGUCGGACUACAAGGACGCGCUGGAGGAGCUGCGCCUGCUGGGCCGCUGCUACCGCGACGGGACGAUGUGCUCCUCCUCCUCCUCAGAAGACAACGAUGACUGACACUGGCAGACUGCUGACGGCACGCACUCAUUCAGAGCGGCGAGGAGCUGCUGCUGGAUGAAGGAACCGGGCCGAAGACGUGCUAAGAAGAGCGCUACAUGUGACCCACUCAGUGAGGGGAUGGCGGAAGCAUUACGCCACUUUUGUUCCGUGUCCUCAGAUUACUAUUUACCUGCAAAAAAUGUUAUACUAAGAAUCUGCUAUAAAAUGGUUUCAUUUGCAGUAAAUAGCACAGCGGUUGUUUGUAAAGGUUAUUGUACUAGACAGACAGAUGGGGGGUCAGUUUAAAGUCAGGACACCUUCCGAUCAGCUGCUCUGAUGACAUUGAACAUCUUGCAGCUGCAGAAAGUAUAACUUUGGCCAAAGCGUGCACUUGUUGAUGGGCAACCAUGCAUUGUAAAUAGUUUGGUGAUCAUAUGAAUUAAAUGGUUUUUCCAUCGUCAUUUGCUUUGGAUGCAACCCAGCUAAGACUAAUGCGUUACUAGUUCCAAACCAGUAAUCAGAUUAAAGUUACUUGUCCCGUGCGUUACCAUUUUGUCAUUAAUAGUAAAAUAUAUAUUUGAUUUGUU